Messenger RNA from Pseudomyrmex gracilis, 1044 nucleotides. RefSeq lists its product as uncharacterized. The record is from RefSeq and is a predicted model, not a curated record. The annotation marks the transcript as partial. NCBI's taxonomy places the organism in Eukaryota, Metazoa, Arthropoda, Insecta, Hymenoptera, Formicidae. The transcript has a single exon.
AUGGCACGGGAUACUACGAAUAUUAAAUGUAUUAAUUACUUCUGUGGUGUUUCGAAUCAUUUGCACAAACAAGAAGGGAUGUCUUCGCGUUCUGGGAACAGGGCGACUAAUAACGUUAAAAAUGUUAAAUUUGAUUUUACGUUUGAUUCUCCUCCACCUUCUUCCAGUGUGAAUAUGGUGGAGGUCAACAUUUCUCCAAAGUCUUUUACUCAUUCCAAUCCGGAUUUGUUGUCUCUGCGGGAAGGUUGGUUUAUCAAUCUUUCCUCUGUAGACAUUCCGACACAGGUCAUUAGGUUAUUACAAUUAGGUGAGGGCUUUAGUUUACCUCCACGAUGGAAUGACUUGAUGAUUAUCAGAUUUAUCAAACACUUAGAAAAUAAUUUACGUGGUUCUCCUCUCCCUUUGAAGAUGGAGUUUAGAAAUCGGUUUGUCGCCUUGCUUUCCAAUGUUCAGAAGAGAAAAGAAAAACGUACAAUUUUAGAUACUGAAAUUCUUACUGCUCUCUCAGCCACAAAUACUUUCUUGAAUAACAAUAAGAAUAUUUUGUUAACCAAGGCCGAUAAGGGAAAUAUAGUAGUAGCACUAGACAGGUCGGUUUAUAUUGAUAAAAUGCGUUCUCUUUUGUUGGAUAAUGAUACUUAUGUUGAAUUAAAGCGUAAUCCGGCCAAUAAACUUUUAGAUAGCUUACAAGUAUUGUUAAAAAGAUGGAGAGACCGAGAUUAUAUUUCUGACAGUUCAUAUAAACAUCUUAAUGAUUCUAAAGCGAUCUUGCCGCGAGCAUAUGGUUUACCUAAGAUUCAUAAGGAGGGUCAUCCUCUCAGAAUCAUUGUUUCGUCUGUUGGCACGCCUCUCCAUAGGUUAGCAUCUUUUUUACAUAAAAUUAUUUACAAGAGUUUACCGUUUGCUAGAAGUCAUGUUCUCAAUAGUUUUUCUUUAGUAAAGAAAAUCUCGAACAUUUAUAUUGAUGAUCAUUUUGAAUUAAUCUCCUUAGAUGCGAUUUCUUUGUUCACUAACGUGCCUGUGGAGUUGGCGGUCGAUAGUCUU